UUGUCGGGUCGCGACUCACCGCAGGGCGGGGUCUAGUGCUGCCGGGAGGAGUUGCGGGUUUGGUGGGCGGUGGGGGGGGCGGUUAGGGGGCAGCUGCCAGUGGACAUGGCGGCGGGCCGUAGCGGGGUUACGCUUGCCGUCUUUGGAGUGUUUAGUAUUUGUACGGUUAGCGGCUCUGGGCCCGUGGCUGAGAGGGAGACCGGCGGGGAGGCGGGCUGGACGGAGCCAUGGGAUGGUGCGGUUUUCCGGCCGCCCUCAGCGCUGGGCGCGGUCGGGGUGGCGCGCAGUCCAGGGACCCCGCGGCCAGGGAGGGAGGGGGCGGUGGACUUGCCGGUGCUGCUGUGGUGGAGCCCAGGCCUAUUUCCUCACUUCCCGGGCGACUCGGAGCGCAUCGAGUGCGCGCGUGGUGCGUGCCUGGCGUCCCGGGACCGCCGGGUGCGGGGGCACUCACGGACGCGCGCGCUGCUCUUUUACGGCACUGACUUUCGCGCGUCUGAGGCGCCGCUGCCGCGCCUGGCACAUCAGAGCUGGGCGCUUCUGCACGAGGAGUCGCCCCUCAACAACUUCGUGCUGAGCCACGGGCCCGGCAUCCGCCUCUUCAAUCUCACUGCCACCUUCAGCCGCCAUUCGGACUACCCGCUGGCGCUGCAGUGGCUGCCCGGGACCGCCUACCUGCGCCGCGCGGCGCCUUCGCUACAGGAGCGCGCCGAGUGGCGCCGCCGCGGCUACGCGCCUUUGCUCUAUCUGCAGUCCCACUGCGACGUGCCUGCGGACCGGGACCGCUACGUGCGCGAGCUGAUGCGUUACAUCCCGGUGGACUCCUAUGGGAAAUGCCUGCAAAAUCGGGAGCUGCCCACUCCGCGGUUACGGGACACAGCCACAGCCACCACCGAGGAUCCAGAGCUUUUGGCCUUCUUGUCUCGCUAUAAGUUCCAUUUGGCCCUAGAAAAUGCCAUCUGUGAUGACUACAUGACAGAAAAACUGUGGCGCCCCAUGCAUCUCGGGGCUGUGCCUGUGUAUCGCGGCUCUCCUUCUGUGAGGGACUGGAUGCCCAACAAUCACUCCAUCAUCCUCAUUGAUGACUUUGAGUCACCUCAGAAGCUGGCAGAAUUUAUUGACUUUCUGGACAAGAAUGAUGAGGAAUACAUGAAAUACCUGGCAUAUAAGCAACCUGGGGGCAUCACCAACCAGUUCCUUCUGGAUAGUCUGAAGCAUCGGGAGUGGGGAGUGAAUGAUCCUUUGCUGCCUAACUACCUCAAUGGCUUCGAGUGUUUCGUCUGUGACCAUGAACUGGCUCGGCUGGAGGCCGAGAAAGCUCACGCAGCCUCUCCUGAGGAUAUCCCUGGCCCUGAACCUCACAUUGCCCAGCCCUCACACAUGGAUUGCCCGGUGCCCACACCUGGUUUUGGCAGUGUGGAAGAGAUUCCUGAGAAUGACAGCCAUCUCAUUCUCUCAACUGUGAUUGGAACAACACCUUGGUACUUGUCUAAGAAUGAGGUAAGAUGGGUCAGAUUUAAGGUCUUAAAACUUCGAUGCUAUUCUUUAAAACUCUUCAUUAUUCAGUACCUUUCCUAAUCUGUUUUCCUCAUCUCCUGCUUUAUAGCCUUUUAGGUUGGUGGUGAAGCAGAACUCUUGGUGGGUUGUAUUCUGGUUCUUAGAGUUGUAUUUUUAAUAUCAUUUGCUUGUCUUCGAUGUCAAACUUUUUAUUUUAAAUGGAUUUUUCUUUCUUGGUUUUCCACAGUAUCUGAUGAAGAUGCAGGAGCCUUGCCACCAUCCCCACACUCAUUCUCCCCUGCAUUAAACUGGCUAUAGACUUGACAGCUUUUUUUACUGCUGAUUUGCCUUUUUUUUUUUUCCCUUUAGAGCGUAUCAUGAAUUCCUUCUCAUCUCAUGAACAUAAAGAUUCAAUGGCUAAUAUAUGCCAUGUCAAUUUAAUGAAUUGUCCUGCUCUAUUUUAGGUUGCGGAUAGAGACUAAGGCUGGAAAUGAUGACAGAGUAUAUAUCAUUCAUAUAUAUUUAAAUGAUUUUGGAAUGUUAAAAUAGACCAGUGCAAAUCAAACUGCAGAUUUUUAUAGGUCUUUGUCUUUUCUGUCUGCCUAAUGAACUCUUCUAUUUUACUAUUUUUAUAUGCUACCAAAGUCUGAUUUUCCCCAAAGAGUCAUGAAAAUUAUGUUGGAAAAAACAGCCCAGCAAUAUAGUUGUAGUCAUUACCUCAUAUUAUGUAGCAUUUUUCACUUUAUGUGGAAUGAAUAUUCAAACAUCAUUCUAUUACCAGUAUCUGUACAACUUUGUAGUACUUACUGAGACUGCGUUUUGAUGGAGCCCACCUAAGGUCCUCUCCAGGGGAGGUGAGGCAAGAGAUAGCCACAAGUGGUUGACUAAAUAAAAAAUUGUUAGGCAGAUUUUGGGGUAUAGCCAAACCCUUUUAUUGCUGUGGUUUGAAUAUAAAGCUUAAUGGGCAGGGAGACCAUUAGGUUUUUCUGGGCCAGUGGAAUGAGAAAGAAUACUUUGGAUCUUAGCGCUACUCUGGUUGUAUAAUGUAUUAAUAAUUAUCACUAGAGAAUUUCCACAGCCUAUCAGUUUAUCUGUUUGGGAAUUAAUAUAUGUACUUUUAUAUACACAUAUACACACUGAUAUACAACCAGAAGUGUGUGUGUGUGUGUGUGUGUGUGUAUGUUAGAUGCUUCAACAACUAGGGUCCCCCCCUUAAUAUUGUGACAUCUAAGGAUGUGGCAGCUGUAAUUGGGGUUGGAUUUCACUGCCAGGGUGGUUCUUUUUCCAUUUUAUUUUUUAGUAAAAAAUACCCUUCACAACAGCAUGGAAAGUUUGCUUAACCUGUUUGAGCUUGUUCAGAAAAGAACAAGAGGGAAAGACAGACCUCCAAACAUACUUAUAUUAAAAUAGUAGCGACCCACAAAAGAAGUCAUAUUCAGGACUCUGAUUUCUGAAUUUGCAAUCUACUUAAAUGCAGGUGCUGAUUUAUAGUGCAAACUACAUACUACUCAAGUGCAAACUAAGGUUAGGAAUCAAGUUUCAUGAUGUGCAAUAAAAUGGGUAAGCGCCAAGUGUAUAACCAUCCUUACCUCUCCAAAUUAGACCAGUUCACACUGGCAUUCCUUUAGCACUUUUAUGUAUAAAGUGGGCCAGUUGUUUAUGAAUUAUUGUGGCUGGAGACUCAUGCCUGCUUUGUGCACAGUGCUUCCCAGACUUUCUCCUUUAAUCCUAUCACAAUAGAACUAUUCAUAAAAGACCACAGUAAACCAGGUGCUAUGUUUCCGCAAGAGAAAGCAGAACCAAUAUGAAGAGAAAGCAAACAAUGUGAAUUUUCUCUGGUUUGGGCCCAGCUUGCUCUGUGAAUGGCAACAGGCUCAAGAUUAUUGGUGGAAGAAGUGUCUGACUAGGAAUCAGUUUUAUUUGUGCUGCUGGGGUGGCAGUGGAGUAUGGGACUGAUGCCUUUAUUAAUCUGUAUGUUGCAGUUUUCUAUUUUCUUACAUUUCAUUUUGUAUAAUAAAUGACUUCUUUUUAAACAGUG
Lontra canadensis (Northern American river otter) is the source of this 3532-nucleotide messenger RNA. It is a transcript of the gene POFUT4, whose product is annotated as fucosyltransferase 11. The record is from RefSeq and is a predicted model, not a curated record. Gene Ontology annotation, cellular component: Golgi membrane. The coding region runs from base 106 to 1575 and encodes 489 amino acids. Gene Ontology annotation, molecular function: alpha-(1->3)-fucosyltransferase activity. The transcript has 3 exons. Lineage: Eukaryota; Metazoa; Chordata; Mammalia; Carnivora; Mustelidae.